AUGGGGAAGCUCGUGGUGCUGACCCUGCUGGGGGCCAGCCUGGCCUUGAUCGGGGAGCGCUUACUGGCAUUUAGAGAAAGAAUUAAUGCAACUCGAGAAUUGGAACCUGUAGAACUCCAGAACUGCUAUCUCAUAGAAGGACUUGAAAAUGGCUCUGAAGAUAUUGAUAUACUUCCUAGUGGGCUGGCUUUUAUCUCCAAUGGAUUAAAAUAUCCAGGCAUGCCAGAUUUGGCACCAGAUGCGUCAGGAAAAAUCUACUUGAUGGAUCUGAACGAACAAAACCCAAGGGCACAAGCACUGAAAAUCAGUGAUGGAUUUGACGAAAAAUUUUUUAAUCCACAUGGGAUCAGUACCUUCAUCGACAAAGACCACACGGUGUAUCUCUACGUUGUGAAUCAUCCCCACAUGAAGUCCACUGUGGAGAUAUUCAAAUUUGAAGAACAACAACGUUCUCUCAUACACCUGAAAACCAUAAAGCACGAACUUCUCAAGAGUGUGAAUGAUAUUGUGGUUCUUGGGCCAGAACAAUUCUAUGCCACCAGAGACCACUAUUUCACCAACUUCUUCUUGGCACUUUUGGAGAUGAUCUUGGAUCUGCACUGGACUCAUGUUAUUUUCUACAGCCCCAAAGAGGUCAAAGUGGUAGCCAAAGGAUUUAGUUCUGCCAAUGGAAUCACAGCCUCACUAGACCAUAAGUAUAUCUAUGUAGCUGAUGUAACAGAUAAGAACAUUCACAUACUGGAAAAGCAUGAUAACUGGGAUUUAACUCAACUGAAGGUAAUACAGUUGGGCACCUUGGUGGAUAACUUAACUGUUGAUCCUGACACUGGAGAUAUUUUGGCAGGAUGCCAUCCUAAUGCCAUGAAGUUGCUGAACUAUAACCCUGAGGAUCCCCCAGGGUCAGAAGUACUACGCAUCCAGAAUGUUUUGUCUGAUCAGCCCAGGGUGAGCACCAUCUAUGCCAAUAAUGGCUCUGUGCUUCAAGGGACGUCAGUGGCUUCUGUAUACCAUGGAAAAAUUCUCAUAGGCACAGUGUUUCACAAAGCUCUCUACUGUGUACUCUAAAUUGCAGGUA
Marmota flaviventris (yellow-bellied marmot) is the source of this 1075-nucleotide messenger RNA. RefSeq names its product paraoxonase 3 (gene Pon3). Gene Ontology annotation, cellular component: extracellular region. The record is from RefSeq and is a predicted model, not a curated record. Lineage: Eukaryota; Metazoa; Chordata; Mammalia; Rodentia; Sciuridae. Gene Ontology annotation, molecular function: arylesterase activity. Gene Ontology annotation, biological process: response to toxic substance.